Molecule: messenger RNA, 2145 nt
Organism: Symbiodinium sp. CCMP2592
Lineage: Eukaryota; Dinophyceae; Suessiales; Symbiodiniaceae
Source: the annotation of a GenBank genome assembly
AUGUCCAGUGUGAAGAGGCGCAGGUAUUCGCCGCAGGAGCUCCUCGGCUUGCCGAUCGAAGAAGCCCUCCAGGCGGCUGCGUCGGGGCUCUUUGAUCCUCUGGAGACCACCCGUGCUACGGCCUGCGAGACAUUGACCGAGCUCCUCAGGCAUGCGGGGCCGGAUGCGGAGCUUGGAACAGUGGGACAGGAUGUGCUGCGGCACCUCCUGGCACAAGUCGCUUCCAUUUCCGGCGAGGUGCGCCUUGCCGCUAUGGAGGCGCUGCAGCACUUCCCGCGCUGGGAUACAGAGGUGUUGAACAAGGCCGUGAAGCUGCCAAUAUUUCGGAAGGUUCCAAGUUUGGAGGAGGAGAGAGCCUCUGGAUCGGGCGACAAGAGCUCCCAAACGGAUGAGAUCUGGCACGGAGCGCUCUUCUUUGCGCUUGAUGACGAAGAGCCGAUGAUCCGCACGCGAGCGCUCCACAUCAUUCGAGUUGAGAUGUGUCAACGACGAGCCUCGGAAGAGGUGCCAGAAUUUAAAGGCUUCUUUCAGCGCCUCGCGGCUGUCGCGGCGCUGUGCCUGCAAGACGCCAGCGACAUGGUGCGUCAAGAGGCCACUGCCCUCCUGAUGGAGAUCAUGUCAGUGAGAUCGGUGGGCCUAGCAAGGCAACUAGUCGACAAGGCCAGCGCCCCGCUUUUGACGCAUGUUCUGCAAGCCUUUCCACGGGAUCCAGGAGCAGUAUUGGGUGUCUUGGAGAAGGCCCGCUUCGCUGACCUCCACGCGCUCUACGACGCGGUCCUUUGGAUUUUGAAUGUGGAGCUACCGCAGGGGCUGGACUCUCUUGACUUGGAGCCCGUGGCCUUUCGCUUGGCCGAGGAGCUGGAGCGGCUGGAGGCCAUGCCGGAGGUGUACAAAAAGGCCAAGAAGACCCUGAUGAUGGAUUCCGCCGCCCAGCCCGGUGUCAGGCUCCUUACGUCAACUGUGCUCCAUGGCUCAGACCCAAUUGCGCCUGCAGGCAUUGCAGUGGGCCUCUCCCAGGGGAGGGGAUCCACUCAGAUGGAAAGGUUGCGGGUGCUGGUGGAUCAGGUUUCGCUGAGGAGCCCCGGAGCUUCCGAACACCUGCGGGGCGACGAGGCGCUUCCGCCGAGGAUCUCGGAAUCGCCGAGUGAAUCAACGUUGACUUACUGGAUCCAGUCGCUGGAGUGGCACUGGGACGUUGUUGCCACCGGGCUGGCAGAGGCACCGCACUCCGACCGACUGCGUGUGGCCGCUUCGCGGAUGAGUCAGCUGCACCAGCACUUGUCGCUUGCCGCUGCUGAGGCUGGCUCUGACGACGACUCCGGUCCUGUGGGCUCUUAUGAGGCAUCCAGAUUCGCAGCAGCAGCAGCUUGGGCGCAAGCUUUGAAGAGCGUGGCAGAGGCGGCGCAGCGCAGCUACGAGAUGGAAGGAGUGCCACCUCGCGCCGUGAAGCUUCAUCAGGCAGUCUCCUGGCUGAUGCACGGCUUCCUUUGGCCUGUGCAGCCAUUUCCCAGGAUUCUGUUGGCGCUUCGUCUGCUGUCACUGCGGCUGCUGGCUGACUCCAGGAAGCAGACGGGCUUUGCUCUCGAGGAUCUGGAGAAGGGGGUGCAGGAGCUGGGAGGGCAAAUGCCAACCAAGGUGUUGGAAACUGCGACUUCUUCUCGGCUCCUCCAGCGACCCAUAGGAGACUUCAUGCCAGCCAUCGGCAAGGGCUUCCUCCAGACUUUGUUGACCGCGCCCGUGGAGCUGAGAACUGCUCACCUCCGCUGGACGGAGUUGGGGAGGCCGAAGCUGCGCUGGGACGGGCUUCGGCCGCUGCCGAUCUCGGUGGAGGUGGCUCACCGCUUCCCGCAGGGGCUCCUCUUGGCUGACAGCUCGAAGGUGCUGCAGAAGGUGCCCGCGUCCGGGAGCAGCAGUCCGAGGACAGAGCGAGUAGAAUGCCUCGCGCCCGGGGCGUGGUUUAGCCUCGGGCUGCUGCUCGACGUGGACGAAGCCAGCCUAGGUGCGACAGGCAUCCCCAGCAUGGCGAGCGGCUCCACUGGCGUCAAUUCGCGGAGUGGUCUUCACAGGUACGUCAACCGGAUCGCCGUGACCGAUCCCAUGGAGGUCAACCUCUUGGAGUCUACUCGUAGCUUCGGUGUUGGUUGA